Molecule: messenger RNA, 1359 nt
Organism: Jatropha curcas
Lineage: Eukaryota; Viridiplantae; Streptophyta; Magnoliopsida; Malpighiales; Euphorbiaceae
Source: RefSeq, a predicted model, not a curated record
AUGGUUGGCCACAUUACUUUUGAGGACAUGGAUCAAGACCAAAAUCUUGUUGAGGAAAAUGCUAAGGAUGCUCCUUUUGCUUUGGAAGAGGGAAAUAAAGCUACAGUUGAUGAGUUGAAAGAAGUUAAUCUCAGAACAAUGGUUGACUUUCCUCUUCCCAUCAUUGAAAUUAUGGUGGAAGCCAUAACUGGUUAUGAAUUACUUUUCUUCAUGGAUGGCUCGUCUAGCUAUAAUCAAAUCCCAACGGCUGCUAAGGAUGCAGAAGCGACAACAUUUCGAACACCGAAAGUUGUAAAGUCAAAGAAAGAAACUGACCACAUCCAUGAUCUUCGACAAGUAUUCCAGCAUUUACGUAAAUUCCAACUGAAGAUGAAUCCUUUAAAAUGUGCAUUUGAAGUAUCCUCAGGAAAGUUUUUAGGGUUCAUUGUGAGACACCAAGAUCACCAAUACAAGGGUGUCCCUCAUCUUGUAUAUUGUUUCUCAAGAAUGCUCUUUGGGAGUACUAUUAGCACAAGAAAUGAUGAAGGAAAGGAGAAUCCAUUGUAUUAUCUCAGUAGAACACUAACUGGUGCUGAGUUGAACUAUUCAUCAAUUGAGAAGAUGUGUUUAGCAUUAAUAGUUGAGAUAACAUACAUCCCACAAAGAGCAAUAAAAGGGCAAGCCCUUGCUAAUUUUCUUGCAAACCAUCCUAAUCUUGAUGAUUGGAAGUUCUCUGAAGAGUUACCGGAUGAAGAAGUUUUCCUUGUUGAAGUUCCACAACCUUGGAUAAUGUUCUUUAAUGGUGCAUCAAGUCAAAUGGGUGGAGCUAGAGUUGUUUUAAUCACUCUAAAAGGGGAAAUCUUACCUUUCACGUUCAACUUAGUCAAGAGGUGCUCAAAUAAUGUUGCAGAAUAUCAGGAUUUGAUACGUGGCCUAGAAAUGACAAUUGAUAUGGACUAUGCUUUAGCAAAUUUGGCAUCAACCUUAGCAUUGCUAGAUGUAGAAGCAAAAGUGCCAGUAUGCAAGAGAUGGGUAGUACCACCAAUGUUGGAUGUUGAACACGAAGAGGUGGAUGUUGUCUCAGUUUAUGAAGUUGAUAAAGAAGAUUGGCGACAACCACUUAUCAAUUAUCUGGAGCAUGGAAAAUCGAUAGAUGAUCCAAGAAAGAAAGCUGAAAUAAGAUGGCGGGCUUCUCGCUUCAUAAACUUCAAAGGUACGCUUUAUCGUCGCUCUUUUGAUGUAAUCUUCCUACGCUGCCUUGGGGAGGAAGAAGCUAACAAAGCUUUAGAAGAAGCACAUUCAAGUGUUUGUGGAGCACAUCAGUCUGGCCAAAGUUGCACUUCCAUAUUAAAAGGAUGGGGUACUAUUGGCCAACAAUGA